Theileria parva strain Muguga is the source of this 3173-nucleotide messenger RNA. RefSeq names its product MCM2/3/5 family protein (gene mcm2). The coding region runs from base 43 to 2901 and encodes 952 amino acids. Gene Ontology annotation, cellular component: nucleus; MCM complex. The transcript is spliced from 7 exons. The record is from RefSeq and is a predicted model, not a curated record. Gene Ontology annotation, molecular function: ATP binding; 3'-5' DNA helicase activity; ATP hydrolysis activity. Lineage: Eukaryota; Apicomplexa; Aconoidasida; Piroplasmida; Theileriidae. Gene Ontology annotation, biological process: double-strand break repair via break-induced replication; mitotic DNA replication initiation.
UUUUAAUUUUAUUAAUUUUUUUUCUUUAUUUUUCACACUAAAAUGGCCGAUCGUGACGAACAUCAUCUAGACACCGAUGAAGAAUACGACCCGGAAGAGUAUAGGGACGAUGACAGGGAUGAUUAUUUUGUGGCUGAGGGUCUGAGGGACAAGGAUGAGGAGCAGGCUGAGUUGGAGGGCGAGGAUUUAUAUGAGGACGAGACGGGGUUUGUGGUGGGACAACGUGACCUUGAACGUGAAAUGCAAGGCUUUGCCAAGUUAGGAAUUGAAAACGUUGACGAGUAUGAGCCAGACAUGCUUGAUGACGCGGUGUAUGAGCUUGAUCCCAAAGACCGUAGAGCAGCAGAAAGGAGAAUGCGUUUCCGUGAUAGAACCAGAGCAAGACCAGGUGACCGCACAAUGCAUAAACAACUCUGGCGUAAGAUUCUGGAAAUGGCCGAUGAAGAAUUUGAGGACAAUCUUUUCGCCAGGAUUUCAGAGAGAGUUACAAAGAGGAGGACAGAUUUCGCUACAGCAGAGGCUGAAGCGCCGGAUCUCUCAAGACUGGAGAGCGCCAAAGCCGUACUACACUCCAACCCCAACGAAGUCACAUUCGACGAUAAAUACCAACAAGCCAUUGAUUGCUGCUUUAGAUACUUUUUGUAUCGUUUCAAGUUGACUGAGGAUGCUCCGAAUUACUACUACAAGAGUAAAAUUUCCACGAUGAUUCGUGAGGAUAAAACUGUACUCCGUGUGGCAGCGCAGCAUUUGUUGCAAUUUCACUGUGAGAAUGUCAUUACUUGGCUUGAGUUUAGACCAGCAGAUGUGUUACCAGUGCUGCACGACUGUUUAACAUUUGAAGUUAGUAAACUGAAGGAAGAAUUGUACAAGAAAAGGUACUGCAAAGUUGCCAUCACAGACUGGCCAUUCACCACACAAUUGGGGCUCCUAAGGUCAUCUGAACUCAAUACUCUCAUUCGUGUCUCAGGAAUAGUGAUAAGGCGCGGCUCUGUAUUACCGAGGUUACGAGUAUUAUAUUUAAAGUGUAAUGCUUGUGACACUACGUUGAGUGAGUUGCCGAUUUACUUCAGUGACGUGAUUAAGCCAGUGUUCCCCAAGCGUUGUCCAUACUGUCAUUCUCCAGGCUUUAACGUGGACAGGAUCAACACUGAGUACACAGAUUACCAGAAAUUAACUAUCCAGGAACCGCCGAGUAGUGUCCCGGCAGGCCGAACACCAAGGCAGAAAAUUGUAAUUCUCACUGGUGACUUUGUCGACUCUGUGAAACCAGGCGACUUAGUCGAUGUUCUCGGGACUUACAAGACGAGAUAUGACUUGGGACUUAAUAUUAAACACGGGUUCCCGAUUCUGCACACGGAGUUGGAAGCGAAUAACAUUGAACGUCAGGAAGAUUCCGCCUCAUUUGAGUUAACUGACGAGGAUGUUGCGGAGAUUAAACGGCUUAGCAAAGAUCCUUGCAUUAGGGAACGGUUAAUAGCCUCAGUAGCUCCCACACUCUGGGGUCACAAAACCGCUAAAGCCUCGGUACUGUCUGCCCUAUUCGGCGGAGUGCCCAAAGGCAUUCUCCAUAGUGUUAAUUCUGGCGCUGGGAACUCUGUUAAUAAUGCAAAUGGUGUUAACACGGGUAAUACUAUGGGAGGACAUAGGAUAAGAGGAGACAUAAAUGUGUUAUUGGUGGGUGACCCUGGAUUGGGGAAAUCACAGCUGUUGCAGUAUGUGCACAAGACAGCGAAUAGAAGUGUGUUAACCACGGGAAAAGGUGCCAGUGCCGUAGGUCUAACAGCAGGUGUAAGGAAAGAUCCAGUUACAGGGGAAUGGAGCCUGGAAGGAGGAGCGUUGGUAUUGGCUGAUGAAGGAUUUUGUGUGAUUGACGAGUUUGAUAAGAUGACUGACAAGGAUCGUGUGAGUAUCCACGAGGCCAUGGAGCAGCAGAGUAUUAGCAUUAGCAAGGCUGGGAUAGUCACAAGUUUACGUGCCAGAUGCUCAGUAAUUGCUGCUGCUAAUCCUAAAUUCGGCCGCUACGAACCUGCACUAACCUUUAAAGAGAAUGUAGACUUCUCAGACCCUAUCCUGAGUAGGUUUGACCUCAUUGUAGUGCUCCGUGACAUUCCCAACAUUGAGGAGGAUCUGUUAUUAUCCGAAUACGUAGUAACAAAUCAUCAACUACUACACCCACGAUUGGAUAACGUGGAGGACUACGAGAAUGUCCUAAAACGUCUCCAAAAUACUCUAUUAUCCUCUAACAUAGUGGAGCCAUUGCCCACGGAAGUGUUUAAGAAGUAUGUCUACUAUGCGAGGAGGCAUGUGAAACCCGUAAUAGCCCAGGAGUAUUACAGUCAAAUUGAGGGGAAACUAAGCGGUGUCUACAGUAGAAUAAGACAAAGAACAUUUGGUGGUGGGUAUCCUCUGACAUUGAGACAUAUUGAGAGUAUAAUUCGUAUUAGCGAGGCCAACGCUAAGAUGAGAUUAUCAAGUGUGAUCACGUCAGACGAUGUUGAUGUUGCAAUUGCCAUGUUACUAGAAAGUUAUAUAUCCAGCCAGAAGUAUUCCGUGGCUACAAGAUUAUCCAUGGAGUUUACAAGAUAUAGAGCUCUUUUUACAGGGAAUGACGAGUUAUUGGCUCAGUUAUUGAAGGGUUCCUUGCAGCAUCAGCUGGAGGUCCAGCUACGUAAGCAAUACGUGAACCAGAUGCAUCGUAAUGAUACCACCGACGUACAACUCGACACUCUUGAAUCUCGGGAAAGUAGCAUCAGUGUGAUGUUGUUUUUGAAAAUCUGUGCGAGGUACAAGUUUGGCGAAGACCAAGUGAACCGCUGGAUGCACUCUAACCAAUUCAAAAAACACUUCAAACUCUCACUCAACCCACAAGGAACACAAGUUAUCACAUCCGUACUCACAUGAACUACUGCGUUACACAAUCAUUAAUAUACUCAAAUAACAUUUUAACAAAUAUGUUAACUGGUGAUAAUAUUUAUGAUUUGACUUGUGGUGUGAAUUUUUCGGUGUAGUUUUUGAAUCCGGUGACUUGUUUCAUUUGCUCAAGUAACCUGUUAAUCGUUUUCAAUGAUCUCUUGGGAGCGUUGACAGGACAAAUGACAUUCGAACUCACAUUGUACUUGUCCAAAUGCCUCAAACUCAACUUGUACUUGUCAUCCUAAUCAUUUUCCAACUAA